Stylonychia lemnae is the source of this 1908-nucleotide messenger RNA. The record is from the annotation of a GenBank genome assembly. NCBI's taxonomy places the organism in Eukaryota, Ciliophora, Spirotrichea, Sporadotrichida, Oxytrichidae.
AUGAAGGUGGAAGAUGAUCCAAGAUAUGAUAGAUUCCUUAGAGUUAUUUUUGUUGGUAAGAAAUUCCAAAUAGAUUAAGAUUGUGUAGACAAAAACAGAUUAAAUGAAAGAGUUAAUAAACUUUGCUAAGAGCUCCAUAUUAAUGCUGAUGAUUUAUACGACAACAAUAAUGAAGAAUACUUUGAACAGCUUAUGAGAGCUUAUGGUCCCAUCGAAAACAAAAAGAAGAAAAAAUCGCCAUACAUAGGCAAUACCUCACUCAAUAUUUCACUCUAGAACUCACUAAUUAGUCCAACAUCCUCAGGACUGCCUACAAUCUAAAACAACUUUUAGUUCUCUCCACCAAGUAAGCUGUAGCAAUUCGGUAUCUCUAACACUAACUUUAACAGUCCAACAUCAAUGAAUCUAGGAGGCUCUGGUGGAAGUCCUGGUGUUAGUCAAGGUUUAAAUUAAAGUACUCUAAUAGGUCAUCGAGCUAGUAUAAGACUUACUAGCACUCUUAACUUGAAUUCACCUCAAAAUUUUGUCACAUAAUAAUCACUAAUUUAACAUUCAUAAAACUAAAGUUAAGAACCUAAGAAACCAGUAACUGUAGGUAAAAUAUCAUUCAGGCCUGCAAGAGCCCCAAUGAGCUCUUAAAGAAGAUCUCAGCUCAAUCUAUCACCAAAUAGCUUCAUAACUUAGCCAUAAGGGAUUGAUACCUAGUCUAAUUAUUAAGUUCAAUUAGCCUAGAAGAUGUACGAGAAAGAAAAAGAUAGAGUAGAAAAAUUUAAAAAAGUGAGAUAAAAUGCUAUCAAUUUAGCUUAGCAAACAGUCUAGAGAUAUUAGGAAAAACUCAAUCAUAAAAUCAUAAAUUUUGAUAGAUUUAAGCAGAAUAUGCAAAGAAAGAACCAAGAAGAUCAAAAGAGGAUUGAGAUGAAUCAGCAAAAAAGAGCUAAUGCCAGAGACAAUCUAUCAAGAACUCUGAGAGAAAUUGAAACCAAGUCAUAAUCCAUUCAUGAUAUCAGGUUUCAGGAGAUUAGUUAAUUGACAAAUAAAAGAUCUUAAAGAGAGAAAUAAAUGUCAACUAGUUAAUUUCUAACAUUUAAGAAGAAAAUAGAAGAAGAGCAGAUGAAUCAGAAGAUAAUGCCUAAAGUGAAAAAGCGAGAAAAUCAAGAAAUUGGAUUAUACCUAUAAAGACUUGAAUACAAAAUUCAAAAGGGAUAAGAAAAAGCGUAAAAGAUAUUACAUGAUACUAACAUGAUGAGAACAUCUAAGUUUGAAAGUAUGUUAUAAGAAACAUAAAAUAAGCAUAGAGGCAUCAUAGAUCAUCACUUUAAUCGCAGUCUUGAUAGAGUUAUUACAAAAGACAGUUAAAUUGAAAACAAAAUCAAGAAAAAAAUAGCCUAGGAAGACAAUAAGAGAAACCAUAUCAGGUAGAUUAUCUCUCAAAAGUUCGAUAGAAGCAGGAGUAUUAGAGAUGAUCUUAAAUACUAAGAUGAUAGAAAGAAAAAAGAAACAAUUGAAAAGUUAGAAUAUAAAAUGUAAAAACCCUUGAAUGUGUCACAGCAGAGAGAUAUUGAGACAUAGAAAAAGAGAGAAAUGAAUUCCUUGAGAUAGUUGGAUGUUCAGGAGAAUUAUAGGUCAGUUAAAGAUUCUAUAUUGCUAUAGAAAGCUAAAGUAAUGACUAAAAUGCACAAGAUUGACGAAGUCAAGAGACAGGCAGAGGAGCAUAAUAAGAAGGUUAUUGAAAAGCUGAAAUUCAACAAUCUAAUAGCAGAAAGAAACUUAUUACAAGACUUAAACCCAAGAGAAAUUCUUGUAAAAGCAAAAUUAAACUUAACUCUUCAGGCAACCGGAUAGAGUCCUAAAAAUAGUUUGAGAUUAAGGAACUCUAAUAGAAACUCAGUUUCUCAUAAUGAGAAUUGA